GAAAGUUCUUGUUCCCGUAAACCAUAAAACCAAAAAUACUAUUAAAGUUACCCUUUACUUGUCAGUCUGUAUUUCCAUAGAAAUAGAUAAUCGAGUUUGAUCAAUAUAUCAGUUACAAAUAGUAAACAUUAAAAAUGUUUUGGGGCACAACUCCAGCACUCGAUAUUUUGGAAGAAUACGAAUUAAUAAAAAACAAUAUUCCAGAAACAAUAAAUAUUCUUAUUGUUGGCGGAGUUGAUUGUAGACAUGUACUAAAAACAGAAGCUUGUAAGUACAGACACAAAAAUGUAAAAAUAAAUUUUAUUUUAGUAGAAGCAUGCCUAGAAGUAAUUGCAAGACAGAUGUUACUAUUAAGUAUAGCUCUACAACCACAGCAAAUUAUUGGGUUAUCUCAGAAAACUAAAAUAUUUAUGGAAAUAUAUGGAAAUACUUUGAUUAGACCUUCUGUAGCUAAGUUUUUGCAAACAACAGCAACAGAUUUGUUAAAAAUGAUAACUAACUACGAUUAUUUAAAAACACUGAUGGAAUUUCUUUCUCUUAAUGUUAAAUAUAAAGAGAGGGACUACUUAGAGACUUUACUAAAGUUCUGGAGCUCCAAAGACGAGUUCGACAUUUGCCUCUCUUGGGAUAGACGACUUAGGAGAACUUUAGGAGUACGGUAUGAUUCUAAAAUUGGAGCAUUUGAUUGGGAUUUGCAUAUGAGACUUCAUGAUGUUGGUGCAAAACAGAUCUGCAAUCAAGAAUAUAGAAAUUUUAGAGCCAACGGUGUAUCGUUUUCUUGGUUGGAGUCAGAAGUCUCGAAGCCAAAUAGAUCGUUAGUCUGUGUAGUGGUGCCGAAUGGUGCAAAUUUUGUACAUCACGGAUAUUUAGGUGAUAUGCACACUGGACCAUUCAUCAGCUUUGGUUUGACGUGUGAGGAUGAAACCUUUUUAAAAUCAGUCUACGGCCAAAACCAUUACAGAGCUACUGAUGUUACAGAAAGAAACUUAAAGCAAAUUUUCUAUGAACUUGAACAUAAAAAGAAAUAUAAUCAUAAGAAAACUAACGAUUCUCUUAUGGGUAAUGUAGUCAUGAAGGAAGAGAAUCUGGUGAUCGAUAACACGGGCUUAGACUUUAUUCCAAGACAGACAAAGACCUAUUUGAAACUUGAAGACAGGAUAACCUUAACAUCCGCCUCUAUGUUACGUAUGUUUAAACAUAAACAAGAGUAUCAAAAAUUCUUUGACGUUAUUUAUUUUGGAAGUAGCUACAUUAAGUUUUUUGAUGGAGAACUUAUUAAUAAUUUUGCCAAAAAAGGAGCAUUUAUGCUUAUUGAAAAUCAGCUAUAUGUUCCAAGUUGCCGAAAACAGGAACUUAAAAAUUUUUCAAAAUCAGUUGAAGAAACUCUUAAAUGGGUUGAAACUGAAUCAAUAAAAUUUAAUUAUGAAAAGGACGCUUAUGCUAAGAUUAUCUUGAAAUAAAAAGAAAUGAUAACAUUCGUCAUACAAAAGUUUUACCAUAAGUUUGUAUAGUUUUAUGGGUAUAUGCGUGCGUGUGUGUAUGUGUAGGACAUCGGUUAUCUGAAUUGCUUUGCUGGUUUUUUUUAUUAAAAUCUCAUAACUCAUAACCUUAUAACGACAUGAAUAAUAACAGUUGAUCCUAGAAUCCUUAAAUAUCUGAUUUAGACAAUAAAAUGUGGUAAUCAAUAUUUUCAAGCGCUUUUUUGAAGUCUUCAUAAAUAACAUAAAUAACAUCAACUUACCUUGUUUGUUACAUAAACUUAGUUAUACAUACCAGUUUAG
Molecule: messenger RNA, 1781 nt
Organism: Diabrotica balteata
Lineage: Eukaryota; Metazoa; Arthropoda; Insecta; Coleoptera; Chrysomelidae
Source: the annotation of a GenBank genome assembly